Messenger RNA from Cladophialophora carrionii CBS 160.54, 1767 nucleotides. RefSeq lists its product as uncharacterized. The transcript has 5 exons. The record is from RefSeq and is a predicted model, not a curated record. Gene Ontology annotation, molecular function: thiamine pyrophosphate binding; magnesium ion binding; carboxy-lyase activity. Lineage: Eukaryota; Fungi; Ascomycota; Eurotiomycetes; Chaetothyriales; Herpotrichiellaceae. Bases 1 to 1767 code for a protein of 588 amino acids.
AUGACCUCAUCAUCGACCGUAUGUAUGGGACAGUACCUCUUCCAGAGGAUCAAACAGCUUGGGACACAACAUAUUCUGGGAGUUCCUGGAGAUUUCAAUCUCACCCUCCUAGAUGAAAUCUACAAUGUGUCGGGAUUGAAGUGGAUCGGCUGCUGCAACGAACUCAAUGGCGCCUAUGCUGCUGAUGGCUACACGAGGAUCAAGGGCUCCCCGGCUGUGCUCGUGACAACCUAUGCUGUUGGCGAGUUGUCGGCUAUGAAUGGCGUUGCUGGCGCCUACGCAGAGCACGCUGGUAUGAUCCACAUUGUGGGCAUGCCGGCAAGGUCAAUGCAAAAAGCGCGAGCCAUGCUUCACCACACCAUGAAAGCCAACAUGGACCACGCAAUCUAUAUCCAGAUGGCCGAACCGAUCCGCGAAACCCACGCCUACCUGAUGGACGACAAUACAAUGGCGGAGGAAAUUGACAGGACCCUCAUUGCAUGCCUGCGAAGUCGACUCCCUGUCUACAUCUAUGUCCCUGUCGAUUCAGUAUCAGUCGCGCUCGACGCAAAGCGACUUGAGACACCCCUAGAUACGAGCGUGCAGAACAAAGACGGCAAGAUUGAAGAUGAGAUUGUCAGCAGCAUCCUCUCCGUGGUAGAGAAGGCUACCAGCCCCGCCAUAUUAGCCGAUAUCAUUGGUGUGCGGCACGGCGGACGCGAGUUGAUCAGGAAGCUGGCCGAACUGACGCAGUUCCCGUCUUACUCGACGCCUCUGUCGAAGGGAGUGAUUGACGAGACCAAACCCUAUUACAACGGUCUUUACAACGGAAAAGUAUCGUUCCCAGGAGUCGCCGAUAGCAUUGAAGCCUCCGAUCUCGUUCUCAACAUCGGCCCGCUUCCGUCGGACUCAAAUACAGGAGGCUUCACAAGAGAGAUUAAAGAUGAGCACCUCGUUUGGCUGGGACAUGACUUCUGCAAAGUGCAAGGUCAAACCUUUGACGGCGUCCAUUUCCUCCCCGUUCUGAAAAAGCUGGUCGCAGCCUUGGAAGCCGACCCGCAAAAGUUCAACCUCCCAAGGCCGCAGAAAGCGCCCAGAGUAGAUGUACCUGUGUUGCUCGAUCAGAAGUCCGGACAGAUCAAGCAGGCUUAUGUCUGGCAAAGACUCGGACGCUUCCUUCACGAGAAUGAUAUCCUACUGGUGGAAUCCGGCACAGCACAAUUCGGCAUGCCUGACGCGACCUUCCCUCCCGACGUCAAAUACAUCACCCAGACGUUCUGGUCAUCUAUCGGCUUCACGGUUGGUGCCUGCUUCGGGGCGUUGCUUGCCGCCAAGGAGAUGAAUCAUACCGGCAGAGUGGUCCUGAUUGUCGGCGAAGGCAGCCUGCAAAUGACAGUGCAGGAGAUCGGAUCAUACAUUCGGUAUGGACUCAAGCCCAUCAUCUUUGUCAUCAACAACAACGGCUACGCCAUCGAGAGGGCCAUCCACGGCCCGGAGCAAGGAUACAACGACGUGAGCACGAUGUGGGACUACCAGAAGAUGCUAGAAUUCUUUGGCGCCAGGCAAGAUCUCGGCAUCAAGACAAAGAGUCGAGCGACAAGGACAGUGGAAGAGCUGGAGGCAGUCUUGAACGACGACGAGUUUGCUAGUGGGGACACUUAUCAGCUGUGUGAAAUCGUCAUGGACACGUUUGACUAUCCAUGGAGACUCAGUGAGCAGAUCUCCGUGACAAGAGAGAAAAUGAAGCGAGCAGCGGCGCAACAGACCGCACCUACAGGUGAAGUAUGA